This is a messenger RNA of Arabidopsis arenosa, 1061 nucleotides long. Lineage: Eukaryota; Viridiplantae; Streptophyta; Magnoliopsida; Brassicales; Brassicaceae. The record is from the annotation of a GenBank genome assembly.
AACGGUCUUUACCCAAAAAUGGAAAGAUCUGAAGGGUACUUUGAGAGUUUCCGGCGAAAAUUCUACCUCUGCUCCGGCAACAAUCAUCUCCAUGAGCUGCUCCCAACCAUCAACUAGCAAGAAAUCUCAGCGAGCUGGACUCAAAGAAGAAAAAGAAAGGCAAGCUGUAUCCUCUCAAAAGCCUCUCCCAGAGAAUAAUGAGGCACCCAUGAAUUAUUACUCACCAAGAGAUAAUUUUGUUGCUCCAAGUAAUAUUGAAAGACACUCAGUGAGCCGUGGGAUCUCUCAUGAGAACUCAAACUCCCAUAGGAGGCAACCAACUACCUGGAAGAUCAGAGAGCAUCACUCCCGCUCUGCCUAUGAUCACCGCUCACCAAGGGGAAACUUCACUGAGGACAAGAGACACUCUACUUCAAUCUACUCCCAAGAAAGCUCCAGAGGCCAUAGAGGAUUUAGACCCCUAAUCAGUGAAAGAUCUUCCUCCAGAACUCACUCUGCCCCUAGGGAAGAGAACAACAGAGAUCAUAUCAAACAUUCUCAGUUCUCAGAAAGACCAAAUUACCAAUGGAGAGAAAAACUGAACUCAAGAACCUAUCCAAGACCUGAGUGCUCCGAGUCCUCUAGAACUAGAAGACCACCAUUGGAGAGGUCCCUUAACCCAACUGAAGUAACACCCCCUCCUCCUCCUCCAAUGCCUACAACUGAAGAAGUUAUGGGAGAGCUUCGUGAUGUUACUGUCCAGUACAUCAGCUGCUCUGACCCCACAGAGAGCGCUACUAGGAAACGCAGAGUCAUACAAGGGGAAGCAAAAGGGCUUAUGGCAGAGACAGCCUCACAAAUGAUUGAGGCAGCAAUCAUCUCAGACAACAAUUACCUGGCUUCUUUUGCUACUGCUCAAGAGGAUAUUGUUGAAAGUCAAGAUCUGCCCCGACUCCCUGAGGCAUGUAAUGCAAACACUUCAGCUCCGACUAAGAAGAGAAGAGGCUGCCCCCCUUAAAUAAGUCUCCUAUUAACCUGAUGGGAGCUAAAUCAAGUAAGAGAAACAAAUGCUUGAUUCAAAA